UAAAACGUGAUCAGUGUGUGACGUCCUGUUGGGCACGUUACAGUAGAGCACCUGUGCUACACGUGUGAACAGUGAGCUUCGUUUCUCACAGGAGAAGCGAUAUGAAGAACAGCUUUCAAGGUUUGAAUUGGAGACUCCACUUGAAGAGGCACAAGAUGCCUUGGAUUUAGCCGGCCCACAUGAGUGAUAUGAAUAACACACUGGACGGAAUACACACUUCUGGAAGCCUCGGAGACAAAGCAGAGAUUUAUCAGAGUGGCAAGGGUAAUGUGAGUGGCUUUCCCAGCCCAGCCCUCAUCCCUUUGCGAGCUCCAACACCAAAUGCUCAGAAGAUCAGGACUACGCUCUGCAAGGGGAACAGGAGCAAUAAAGAGGGAGAGGAGUCAGUCUCUUCCCCUGUUCCAAACCCUUUCCCUGAGCUUAUUGCCUCAACCCUCUCCCCCCUUGUUUCUGAAUGUUUAUUACCAUGGACCAAAAGUAGUGCAACUCAGGUAAUCAAAGUGUAUAAUGAAGAUAACACCAGCAGAGCAGUAGAGGUUCCCAGUGACAUCACUGCCCGGGACAUAUGCCAGCUGUUUGUCUUGAAGAACCACUGCAUUGAUGACCACAGCUGGACUCUUUUUGAACACGUCUCUCAUCUGGGAAUAGAGAGAACCAUUGAAGACCAUGAGUCUGUUAUGGAGGUGCUGUCAGGCUGGGGAAUGGACUCAGACUGCCGGCUGUAUUUUAGGAAGAAUUUCGCUAAAUAUGAAUUCUUCAGGAAACCCCUGGACUUUUUCCCGGAUCACAUGGUCUCCAUAUCCAGCGAAACCAAUGGGCAGGUGGAUCACUCUCAGCUUAUACAGACUUUUCUCAACUCCAGCACUUGUCCAGAGAUACAUGGACACCUCCAUGCCAAAGAGCAAAGCAGGAAGUCUUGGAAGAAGUUUUAUUUUGUCCUGCGGAGGUCGGGGCUUUAUUUCUCCAAUAAAGGAACUUCCAAGGAACCAAGGCACCUCCAGUUCAUUGCCGACUUCAGUGACUGUGAUGUAUACACAGUGUUGUCAGCCAAAAAACUACAUGGAGCACCCACAGAUUAUGGCUUCUGUGUCAAGUCCACAAAGUGUAGUUCAUCCCGGGACUUGAAGCUGCUUUGUGCGGAUGAUGAGCAGACCAGGACCUGCUGGAUCACAGCCAUGCGCUUGUUAAAGUAUGGGAUGGAACUGUACCAAAACUUCAUUCAGCCACACCAGAAACAAAAAGCUUCACCAAUGAGAAGCAUCUCAGAGAAUUCACUGGUGGCCAUGGACUUUUCUGGCCAAAAGAGCCGGGUGAUCGAGAACCCGUCUGAGGCGCUGUCCGUGGCCGUAGAGGAAGGCCUGUCAUGGAGGAGGAAGAGCUGCCACCGGCUGAGCGGCCAUGGGAGCCCGUCCACAUCACAGAGCUCAGUGUCAAACAUAGCCCUCCACUUGUCUCAGUCUUGGUUCCACGGCAAACUGUCUCGGGAUGAGGCUCAGCGUCUAAUCACUCAACAGGGUCUAAUCGAUGGAGUAUUUCUUCUGAGGGACAGCCAAAGCAACCCUAAGACAUUUGUGCUGUCGCUGUGCCACGUGCAGAAAAUCAAACACUUUCAGAUCUUACCUGUGGAUGAUGAAGGGGAGUUAUUCUACAGUCUGGAUGACGGCCACACACGGUUCACUGACUUGAUCCAGUUGGUGGAGUUUUACCAGCUAAACCGAGGGGUGUUACCCUGCAAGCUCAAACACCACUGAGCCCGCAUCACCCUGUGAAUAAGGGACCCAAGAGACCCACGAGGGCCCACAUGCACCUUAACUCCAGGGCCUUUCUGGACAAACACUCCCAGUGUUCUUGUGCCUUGAAGAAGAAGAAGAAGAAGAAUAAGAAGAAAGAUAUACAGACUAAACAGCCAUGCUAACUGAAACCACUGUUAUCAAACUCAAUUUGAAAAUAGACUAUAAUAACUGAAGUGAUAAAGAUGAUGUGCAGUUUCCUUCUGGUGACGUCUUUGGUCCUGUAAUGUGCUCAUGUGUGUGGCGGUGAAUCCAUUGUGCAAAGUCCAAACAUGACUUGUUGUACUCUGCAUGGUAGAGCUCAACGUGCACUGCAAACAGCUUGUGAUUCUAACAACAUCACGACACCAGUAAAAUAAAGUAGUUAUUUUUCUUAAGGACAUGCAGUAGCUGGAAUUUGAGUUUUUACGGGAAACAUUUCAAUAGAAUGUCUUCUGCAGCACUUAUAUAUACUUUUUUUUUUUUACUCUAUCAUGCUGGGAAUUGUAGUACACAACACCUCUGUCUUCUUUAAUUUGAGUAAAACUAAGCUAUCUUACUUUUCAUUGUCAUUGUAUUUCUAAGUAAUCAGGUACUUUUUAAAAAAGAUAAUUACUGUUGUUUUCUAUUUGAGAGCAAAAAUACCCUCUCAGGAAGUGUCACUGUGCAAGCCCUGCAAGCUGGAUUGCGACUGCUGUAGAGACAAAAGGAGAAGUAAUGUACAGGUUGAGAGAAAUGGCACACAAUCUCACUGCACUGCACAUUCAUUUUAAAUGUAUGUGAUUAAAUGAAAUGUUUGUAUUACAUGAAAUAGUUGUGAGCUUGCUCUAGAGCGAGAGGAGUGAAAUAUAUUUCACCAAUUUUAGAUACGGUAUAAGCCAUUAAGAUGGAAAUCAGAAAUGCUGUGUGACUGAUUUGAAUCAUAUCUGAAUUAAGGUAUGUAGUUUGCAAACACCUGGGUUGGUUGUAUUUUUGAUGUUAUUGCCACUGAUGUGGAUGCAUCGGAUAUUGUUUUGUUUUCAAAAAGCAAAUUAUGCAUCAGCUUUUAAGACAUGAUUGAAAUCACCAUCUUUUGCUAGUUUCAUUUUUUUUCACCUGUGCAUUGAACAAUGAAUGUCAUGGACUGCAUAGUUUUAUAUAUAAACAAAGUCUGUUUCUAAUGUA
This is a messenger RNA of Cottoperca gobio, 2933 nucleotides long. RefSeq names its product growth factor receptor-bound protein 14 (gene grb14). NCBI's taxonomy places the organism in Eukaryota, Metazoa, Chordata, Actinopteri, Perciformes, Bovichtidae. Gene Ontology annotation, biological process: negative regulation of insulin receptor signaling pathway; insulin receptor signaling pathway. The coding region runs from base 180 to 1751 and encodes 523 amino acids. The record is from RefSeq and is a predicted model, not a curated record. Gene Ontology annotation, cellular component: cytoplasm; plasma membrane. The transcript has 15 exons.